Messenger RNA from Musca domestica (house fly), 1283 nucleotides. RefSeq names its product band 7 protein AGAP004871. The coding region runs from base 117 to 1082 and encodes 321 amino acids. The transcript has 5 exons. Lineage: Eukaryota; Metazoa; Arthropoda; Insecta; Diptera; Muscidae. Gene Ontology annotation, cellular component: plasma membrane. The record is from RefSeq and is a predicted model, not a curated record.
UUUUGUUUAGUCAGUCAGUCAGUUGCGGCCAGUACUUCGAUCGGCAUAGAUCGCGAUAAGUUCUAAACUGAAGUGAAACUAACAAAACCAAAAAAAAAAAAAAACAAGGAACCAAUAUGAAUACAUCCUCGCCGCGUUUACAAAAUCGGGCGCGUAUAGCACCGGCUCCGGACACAAUGCGUUUCCCUUCGACCGAUAUUCGGCAGCACACCAUAAUCAUACCUCCAACGGAGCCCAAUCGCACAUAUCAAGGAUUAAAAACCUCGGAAAAUGAUGACAUGAACUGCGUUGAGAUAUUGGCCACAACACUGUCUAUAAUCUUAAUGGUCCUCACAUUUCCCAUUUCGGUAUUCAUAUGCUUCAAAGUAGUUUCGGAAUAUGAAAGAGCGGUAAUAUUUCGUAUGGGUCGUUUGCGAAGCGGCGGAGCAAGAGGUCCCGGUGUAUUCUUUGUUUUACCUUGCGUAGAUGACUAUUGUAAAGUGGAUUUGAGAACGGUUUCCUUUGAUGUUCCACCACAAGAAGUGCUAUCAAAAGAUUCGGUCACAGUAACCGUAGAUGCUGUAGUUUACUAUCGCAUUAGUGAUCCUCUAAAAUCGGUUAUACAAGUUUCAAAUUAUAGCCAUUCGACACGUUUGCUGGCGGCAACCACACUACGAAAUGUCUUGGGUACACGUAAUCUAUCGGAAUUGUUGACUGAACGGGAAACUAUAUCGCACACCAUGCAAAUGUCUUUGGAUGAGGCCACAGACCCUUGGGGCGUUAAGGUGGAACGUGUUGAAAUAAAAGACGUAUCUCUACCCACGGCCUUGCAAAGAGCCAUGGCUGCCGAAGCAGAGGCUGCACGAGAGGCCCGUGCCAAGGUGAUUGCAGCAGAGGGUGAAAUGAAAUCUUCCAGAGCUUUAAAGGAGGCAUCAGAAAUUAUUUCCUCAAGUCCUUCCGCAUUACAGCUGCGUUACUUGCAAACUUUAGUCAACAUAUCUGCCGAGAAGAAUUCCACAAUUAUAUUUCCUUUGCCAAUGGAAUUACUAUCACCCUUCAUAUCUGCUGGUCACAAUCAUUGUAAUUCACACAAGCCCCAGUGACAAUCAUCGCCGUUGAAGCCGUAUUUAGAUGCCCUAAGACUUUACGAAUUAGAAAACGAUGAUUCUAUAACUUCCAGACGAGAAUGAAGCGAAGUGUUUCCAUUAAAACGAUUCUUAUAGUUGCAGUUUUACUGCAUGCAUACAUCUCAUGUUAAGUUGUAUUAUUUAUAACAAAUAAAUAUUAUUUUUAUUUAUACCAUA